AUUCCUUAAAUGUCCAAUUCCCAAAAUUCCUCGAUUUCUCAGCACAGAGCCCUCACUGUGGAAUUUCCCCUCUGUGGAAUAUUCUCAAGUCUGGAGUGAUUUGUUAAUAAAUAAAAGGAUGUUGGGGGUUUGUUGUCUGUAAUUUUUAUGAAUUUGGGGUUUGUUUUGCUGUAUCAUUUAUUUUUAUAUCACAUUAUUUUCAAUGAAGCCUUUCACCAGCUCGGUGCUGCAGGAAAAGAAGAAUUUGAAGAAUUUUUUUUGUGUUUUUAAUCCUUGUUUUGGUGCUGCACAAUCAGGAAUUCUCACUCUAAAGGAACGUUGAUGAUCCUUUCAACAACAGCCCUGAAACUUCGGUGUUCUGUUGAUUAAUUAUUGUGACAAAUUAAAGAGAUGUUGUUAAUUAAUACCCUUUCCACAACUGUUUUCCUCACUUUUUGUGCCCUCAGUGCUUUUUUCUCUUCCUUCCCCUCAAUCAACUCAUUCCCCCAGACCUCAUUUACACAUUUUCAACACUAAAUUAUUAACUAAAUUAUUUACAUUUUAUUCUUUAUGUGCUAAAAAUUAUUAUUAAACCAAAUUUAUCCCACACACAAAUGAUAUUUUGUGUCUCCCAGGGAGUCAUUUCCUCUCAACCUCCUUCUGGGAGCUUUUUCCUCCUUAGAAAAUCAGAUUUUAAUCUCUUUUUUUGGUUUUUUUUCUGCAGGUUAGGUUUAUGGGAACAGCAGAACGAUGACCUCGAGCUGCACCUCGAUCUCCAGGCAGAAGCAGAGGAGGAGGAGCCGCCGAGGCCGCGCCUCGAGCAGGGAUUCCCCCGCUCAGUCAGCGCUGGGAGAUUUCCAAAUUCUCCCCUUGGAGAUCUUCCAAAUGGUGCUGAAUUAUCUCUCAGUGAAGGACAUCAGCAUGCUGAGCAUGGUGUCCAAAUCCAUCAGUGGCCGCCUCAUUAAUUACAUCUGCACCUCAUCAGGGAGCCGGCGGCUGCUGCUGCAGGAUUUCCACAGCCCUGAGCUCCCUGCCAGGACAGAGGGAGCCUCCACCUCCAUCCUGGAGCACUACAGAUCUCUAGGGCUGCUGCUGAAGAGGUGCACCCUGCUGCUGCCCACCAGGGACAGGCUCAAGUACGUGCACAAAGUGCUCUCAGGGGUUUCCUGUUUCAAGCUCAGUGGCUGUGCCAGUCCCCUGCACUGCCUGGGCCUGCAGUGCUACGGGGUUUUCCUGCAGAUCCUGACCGCGGGCUGGGAUGAGCUCGAGUGUCACCGGGUGUUCAACUUCCUGUGGGAGCUGGGCAGCCUGGCCAGGAAGGUGCAGACAGUGCUCAGCAGCAAGCCAGGCAGUGCCCGCAGGCUGGAGCUCCGUAUCCGCCUGUUCUGCCGGGCCGUGCUGCUCUCCGGGAGCCGCCGGGGUGACUCCGCCUUUUGGCUGACGCGGAUCCUCAAACCCUGGCCCAUGGUGAACCAGGCCCGCCUGCUCUACAUCAUCUUCGGGCCCGUGUCCUCCCGGGACGGACAUGUGGUGUGGCAGAAAAUGAUAGAAGGACCAACAGAUGAGAGCAGUCUGAAGGGUUUAGCUGAUGCAAUUAAGCUGCUGUAUGGUACAGAAGCUAGAGAAUGGACAGCAGAUGAUGUUAUCAGUCUUGUGGAUGAGCUGUCAGUGGUUCCUCAGGAGUGGCUGAUGGAGAACAAUGCUCGGCUCCUCCUCCUCAGUGGCAACAGCAUCUGCUUCACCUUCCUGGCCAGCAAAGCUGUGAAUGGCAGAGCUGUGGAGCUGGCCAGGCUCAUGGUGUUCAUGGUUCUGGUGUGUGAGAAGGACCUGUACUGCAUGGACUGGGCAGUGAAGAUGAUGCAGAAGGUCUGCAAAGUUUUCAGCACUCCCUGGGAGAGGAACAACUUCCUGCAGUGCCUGGAGAACGCCUUUGCUCGCAUGCUGAUGGACCUGCUGCAGGCUGUGCUGGCUGGCGAGCGCGAUGAGGAGGACAGCAGCUUCCUGAACCUCUUCCACCUGAUGAAUGCCCAGGCCAACUUCCACAAGGAGAUCCUCUACCUGGCCAUGGGCAGCAGCAGCAGCAGCAGCAGCAGCAGCUGAGCUCCACAGCCCCUCCCCUGCUCCUGCUGCACUCUCUUUGUUCUCUUGGGACAUUUGCAAAGAAAUCUCUGAUUGUUUCUGAUCCCAGUGAGAGCUGGGGUGGCACAAGCUGGGCCCAGCUGGGUGAGCUCAGGGAGGGCUUGGGGAGUGAAUUCCAUUCCUGGAUUCCCUUUCUGGAUUCUCUCUGAGCUCAGGGAGUGAAUUCCAUUCCUGGAUUCCCUUUCUGGAUUC
Catharus ustulatus (Swainson's thrush) is the source of this 2310-nucleotide messenger RNA. RefSeq names its product F-box protein 47 (gene FBXO47). The coding region runs from base 730 to 2079 and encodes 449 amino acids. The record is from RefSeq and is a predicted model, not a curated record. Lineage: Eukaryota; Metazoa; Chordata; Aves; Passeriformes; Turdidae. Gene Ontology annotation, molecular function: protein binding. The transcript is spliced from 10 exons.